This is a messenger RNA of Mauremys mutica (yellowpond turtle), 2197 nucleotides long. RefSeq names its product tropomyosin 1 (gene TPM1). NCBI's taxonomy places the organism in Eukaryota, Metazoa, Chordata, Testudines, Geoemydidae. The transcript has 9 exons. The coding region runs from base 161 to 1006 and encodes 281 amino acids. Gene Ontology annotation, biological process: actin filament organization; cardiac muscle contraction. Gene Ontology annotation, molecular function: actin filament binding. Gene Ontology annotation, cellular component: actin filament. The record is from RefSeq and is a predicted model, not a curated record.
AGCCCCCGUGGAACGUACAUAUCUGCGCGGUGCUGCCCGCCCGGCGCUCGCACUGCAGCCCGGCGCUCGGCCCAGCACAGACCCGCCUCCCGCAGCCCGCCCCGUCCCUUCCUCCGCCUGGGUCCCGUCCGUGUGUGUGGAGUCCUAGCCCGCCGCCACCAUGGAUGCCAUCAAGAAGAAGAUGCAGAUGCUGAAGCUCGACAAGGAGAACGCCCUGGACCGAGCCGAGCAAGCCGAAGCGGACAAGAAGGCGGCGGAGGACAGGAGCAAGCAGCUGGAGGACGAGUUGGUGGCUCUGCAAAAGAAGCUGAAGGGCACUGAGGAUGAGCUGGACAAAUACUCCGAGUCCCUGAAAGAUGCUCAGGAAAAGCUGGAAGUGGCUGAGAAAAAGGCUGCGGACGCUGAGAGCGAUGUAGCUUCUCUGAACAGACGUAUCCAGCUGGUUGAGGAAGAGUUGGAUCGUGCUCAGGAGCGUUUGGCAACUGCUCUGCAGAAGCUGGAGGAGGCUGAGAAGGCAGCAGAUGAGAGUGAAAGAGGAAUGAAGGUCAUUGAGAACAGAGCCCAGAAGGAUGAGGAGAAAAUGGAAAUCCAGGAGAUCCAGCUUAAAGAGGCCAAGCACAUUGCUGAGGAGGCUGACCGCAAGUAUGAAGAGGUGGCUCGUAAGCUGGUGAUCAUUGAGAGCGAUCUGGAGCGUGCUGAGGAACGUGCUGAACUCUCAGAAGGCAAAUGUGCUGAGCUUGAAGAGGAGUUGAAAACUGUGACCAACAACCUGAAGUCGCUGGAGGCUCAGGCUGAGAAGUACUCACAGAAGGAAGACAAAUAUGAAGAGGAGAUUAAGAUCCUGACUGACAAAUUGAAGGAGGCUGAGACCCGUGCUGAAUUUGCUGAGAGGUCAGUAACCAAGCUGGAGAAGAGCAUCGACGACUUAGAAGACCAACUCUACCAGCAACUUGAGCAAAACAGUCGCCUAACUAAUGAACUAAAGUUGGCAUUGAAUGAGGAUUAAGCUUUAGUGUGAAUAAACUUAGUUGUGUCUAAACAAACUUACUCUGAAGUUCCUCAGGAAUGAAUGAGUCAAGGUAGAAAUAUGCAAGAAACCUAUAAAUUGAUUUCCAAGAUAUUGUAACUGCUGUAAAUUAAUGGAUGAAAUUCUCAAUUCACUCUUUGGAAAAGAAGUGCAAGUGGAAGAAGUAACACUUCUGAUAAGGCUCCCAUAGUAUCUUGGAGCAGCCACAAAUUCUUCCUUUGCCUGUGCAAUAGUUUCUUUCCACUUCAAUACCAGUUACAGUAAGUAGCUGAUGAUAUUUUAAAAAUGAACCCCCCUCUUUGUAGAGAGAUCAUAAUCCUUUUUAGCUGAUGUCACAAAUUGGAAUUUUACUGGUAACUAGGGGAAGAAUAUUAGCCAAGAUUCAGGUUUCAAAACCAAAAUAAAACAUAUUCCCAGCUAUUUUGUAUCUGGAAAUGUAAUGCACUGUUUUGAAUUACAAUAAAAUUGGCUUGUAUUUGAAUAAAAGCAGUCCUGAAAUAGGAACCCCUUUUGGAAAUACCUGGUCAGUUUAGAGGUAUGCUUGCAUCAGAAUAAAGUCGGUUUUACUGGCUUCUGGUAGCAUGUAGCUCCAGAACAUUGUGCUCACAUACUGUAUCAUGUAAGAGUGUUAAAUGACUGUUCUGGGGGGGGGAAAGUGUGCAUGCAACAUAAAACUACUAACUGCCAAUAAAACUGCUGUUAGUUUAUUUAACAGCUGAUAUAACUUGUUAAUUUCAGUUUUUGGUUCUUUUGUUCUCAUUCUCUGCAAGUUCUGAAUUAUAAUGUGACUUCAAAAGUGUGGAACUGCCUAGAAUACAGAUUAACGAAUUCUGUCAUUUAUUGUUACCCUGUUCAUUAAAAAAAGUUUAAAACUCCCCAUUUCCACAGCACAUGGCAUCUGGAACUUACAAAAAUCUAGUCUAUUUUUGGCAGUGUGUUGUUUUUAACAUAUACAGCUGCAGAACAGUUCAAAACUUGCAUCACUUGCAGUUCAUGUUGUUAGUUUGGACCAUUCCCUAGUUGUCUUGGCUGGGAACAUUGGUAUUUAUGAGCAUGUACACUACUUAUCAUAAUAAACCCCUCCAUUAUAAGUGAUGAUUGCAUGCCUUCAUGUAAAGAAAAUUUAUGUGUCCAAAGAGCUGCUAUUCACAUUUUGAUUUUCUAAUCCCA